AGUUCCCACUAUCAUCAAAGUACAACACCGUGACUCUGAAUUGAAGCAACGUAGAAAAAAAACGUUCAGUCGUCUUCAGGCACUUUUGAGUAACCCGUGUGCGUAAAAUUUCGCGAUCGUAAAAAUCGUCUCGGUGUAAAAAAUUUGCUGCUGGGUGGAAAAUUUUCCUUCCUCUAUAGAUCGUCUAUGAGUGAAGCCUUGUGUGACACCUUCCGACCGUCGAUCCGCAGCUCGGGACGGAACUGAAAGCUAAAAUACCCAUUGAACUUUACAAACAUUACCGGAUUCUGUUCGGUUGUGCGAAACGUACACCAUCAGUGCGGAAACCAGUGCUCUGUGUUUACCGAGUGUCAUCUUUACCCGGGGGAGGUUUGAAAACAAAAAAAGGUAGUUUGGAUUCAGUUAGCUUGAAGGAAGAACGCAUCCCACUGUCACAGGUGGCGAUAGUGCUGUAUGUGGUAGUUGGAGAAAGAAAGAGAGAACCGAAAGGAAAGGUAUUAAUCAAAGUGCAAAGUGCAGUAAAGAAGAAAAAUCUGGACCGUGUCGAUCCGGCCAGUUGUUGUGAUCCGUCAGUGUCAUUUGUUGGUGCCAACUCAGUGUCGGUGAGAGUGCCGGUGAUCCCGUCUGGUCGAAGUGCUGCACCUGCACCCGACCGUUAUUUCUCUUUCCCCGAAUCCAUUCGGGUGGCCCUGUUAAUCGCAUUAUUGCGCCUGUGUGUGUUUUUGGACGACAAAGCAUCUUGUAGGCUAAACGAAAGAAGAAUCAGAAAAGGAGUGCAAUUAAUUUUCGGUGUGUCCUCCGGCGUCAUCAUGAACGUGAUGAACAAUAGUAGCGGCGACGAGGAGCAGGUCGAAUGCCCACUGUGCAUGGAACCACUGGAGGUGGACGAUCUCAACUUCUUCCCGUGUACGUGUGGCUAUCAGAUUUGUCGGUUCUGCUGGCACAGGAUCCGCACCGAUGAGAACGAGCUAUGCCCUGCGUGCCGGAAGGCCUACCCGGAAAACCCGGCCGACUUCAAGCCGCUGUCGCAGGAGCAGAUUGCGGCGUUCAAGGCGGAGAAGCGGCAACGAGAUCAACAGCGGAAGGCGAAAGUUUCCGAAAACCGCAAACAUCUGGCUAACGUGCGGGUGGUACAGAAGAACCUGGUGUUCGUCGUUGGACUGCCGCCGAGAUUGGCUGAUCCCGAGACUUUGAAAAAACACGAAUACUUCGGCAAGUACGGGAAGAUUCAUAAAGUUGUGUUGAAUAAUAGUACAACGUACGCAGGAGUCCAGGGUCCGUCGGCGUCGGCGUACGUUACGUACAUCAACAAUAACGAUGCACUGAAGGCCAUCCAUAGCGUCAACAACAUUAUGAUCGAUGGACGGUUGAUAAAGACAAGCUUAGGUACCACCAAGUAUUGCAGUCACUUCAUGAAGAACCAAACGUGCCCAAAACCGGACUGCAUGUAUCUGCACGAGUUGGGCGAUCAGGAGGCUAGUUUUACGAAGGAGGAGAUGCAUCAGGGGAAGCACCAGGAGUACGAGAAACGGCUCCACGAUACGAUGCAGGCGCAGUUAGGAUUGGCACCCUCCGGGGGCACAACGGCGGGUUCGGUGAAUGGCAACGGCGGCAGCAACAGUGCCGGUGGUGGUGUCGUCAAUGGCAACAGUAAUGGCAAUGGCAACGGUACCGGAACCGGCACCACCACGAACGGUAUUCUCGCAAACGGUACAAACGGCAAUGGUAAAACAGGUGAUUCUAAACAUAUUAGCGACAUAACCAAUGGACAAAAUAAAGAAGCUUGGCCAAGCUUAUCCACUACGCCAAUCAACAGUAGCACUCAUGGCAAUGGAGGCGGCGGUAGCAAUAAGGAGAAUAAGAUUAACGGUAAAACAGUCGGAAGCAACAAGGAGAACGGAGGUCGCGGAGACAGGAAGCACGAAAAGUCUCGAACGAAAGGUGGUCGGAAACACCGUGGUGGUCGGGAAGGUAAUCGCAAUCGGGAUAGAGCUCGGGAUCGGGACCACCAUGGCAAAGAGCACGGAAUCAAAGACAGUCACAGUAAGCGCAAUUCCAGUAGUAGCAGUAGCAGCAACAACCGAAGCAGCUGCAGCAGUAAUCUUAACAAAGAUAGUACAAUUUCGGCGGCCACCAUUGUCAAUGGCAUUGCGAACGAUACCGGCAGAACAAACGGCGAUAGCGUUGUGGCUGUGAGCAGUGCGUUCAGUGCUACCAGUACUACUAACUCCUCAGAGAUCAUUAGCAACAGUGGCAACGAUAGCAAUGAUAAGCUGGCCGUCGUAGUCAACAGUCAUCUGAAUGGGGUUGACGACAGUGUCAAGGAAGAGCAAAACAAUAGCAAAAAUUUGAAACUUAUUGGCAACGGUUGCAGUAGCAGUGGAAGCAGUUUAAGUACAGACGGUAAGUCGGCACCGCAACUAGACGACCUGGAUGAUGAUGACGACGAGCUUGACUUUGAGGAUCUGGACAAUGAUGCGCUCUCAUCGGACAACGAUGGCAAAACGGAUACGCCGUCGCUGAGCAGUAGCGGUUCCUCGCGUGCAGGUGGAGACAGUGGUAGUACACUGAGUGAAACGGCCAGCGGAAAAAGUUCCCCGACUGCAUUCCCCGAUCCAUUGGCUGUUGUAAAUACUGUGAUAUCGACCGGUAACACGACGACAACCAUCGCCAUCGCCACCAGUCAGGCGUCUUCGGAUGAAACCGUUGUCAAUGGUGCCAUCACGACAGUCAACGUCGCCAUUACCAAUGGUAUUAGUAGCAGUAGUAGCACUUUCUCCACCUCCUCGUCCGCUUUAGCAUCCGAUGACAAGAGUUGCAGCGACAGUACUGAACCCGUGAUAUCGCCAUCACCAUCAUUGUUUGACAGUGACGUUGAUGGCACCAACCUAACCACUACAACCGUCACGACUUCGACGGCUAACAAACAGCAACAGCAGCAACCGCAACCGCCAAAUGACAUAAAUAAGACCAACAGUCUAAUCGAUAACGCCACCUCGCGGUUCUCCAAGCUAGGCAUUUUUGAUGACAACUGCAGUUUCUUCUCGUAUAGUGCAUUCGAUAGGUUCAGCUUCAACAAAGACAGCCCGGAUGGUAGCCAAACGACUGGUCUCACAUCCUCCCAGCUACCAGAUCUCCUCAGCGGUACAAAUGAUUCCAACGAGCAGCAAACGAAAGAGAUCCUCAAGAACCUGGGAAAUAUUCAGCAGCAGCAGCAGCAGCAACAACAACAACAACAACAGCAACAGCAUCAUUUACUGAACAAUGUGCAUUUGCAGCAGCAGCUGAAUGGUCUGGGUCUUGGAAAUGGUGGUGUCGAGAGCCUGGCGGGGCUUGGCAGUAGCACCACCGAUGAUUGGGAUGCAGCCUUCAGCAAGUACGUGAUGCGCAACAAACUGGACGUUGAACAUCACGAAGAACUGUUACGGGUGCAGGAGCUACAGAAGCGUAACCUCAUUAAUAGUGGACUGAACGGGUCGCAAUUCAAUGGCUUUAACGGAGACUAUGCAGAUUACUUCCACAACACGAACGAACUUAAUAGCAGGUUGCUUAGUCAGCAACAACAUCAGCAUGCUCAUCAGCGUUUACAGCAACAACAGCACUCCGACAUGAAUCACAUCUAUGCAGGCAACAUGUCGAAGUUCUUCGAUUUUCACAAAAACCAGCAGCAGCAACAGCAAGCCGCACAACACCAGCAGCAGCAAAGUCAACAAUUUUUACUCAACGGACACGCGCCACUGGCCGUACCGGAUCCGAUGAACAUUGCCGGCUUGAUCGAUAACAAUCGGUUAAGCUCCCAUUUCCUAGAACAACACACGAAUGGUUUGCUAGGUUCUCAACACGCCCAGAAGCAGCGAAUGCUCAAUGGCCAGCUGAGUGCUCAAAGUAUCCUGUUGAACGGGGCUAAUCCACAGCAACAGCAGCAACAACCACAACAACCACAGCAACAACCGCAACCAAACACCAGGCUUCACAAUCCACAGCAGCCGCAACUGCAGCAGUAUCCACAACAAAAUCCCGUCGUAGACGACGACUUAGGCUUCGACCCGUUCUUCGAAACCCAGAAGGGACUAGCAGAGCUAAUGAAUGACGAGAUAAACCAACAGCAGAUACCGCCGAAUGUUGCAGCCGGAAGCCACAGUAAAUUGUUAGAGAAUGUUCAACGGACCCGGAUGCCACCACCUGGCUUCAAUCACAUGAAUGCCUUUGGUUUCGGUGUACCGAGAGCACAAGUUUCAGGCAGCAAAAUUCUUCCCUUCAUGAACUUAGCUAACAACACACCGCCACAGCAGCUACCACAACAGCCCCAGCCACCCAGUUGGGGUCAGCAGCUUCAGCAACAGCAGCAAUUUAUGGGAUUCCAGCAGAAUGAUCAGGCUCAUUUGGCACAAUCCCAACUGCCGAGCGGACACAGUAAACCAGGUUUUGGAAACAAUUUCGCCGACUGGACUUCGUUUGAUCCAGCCAUCGUCUCAUACCGUCAGUUUUCGUUCAUGAAUGGUCCCAAUCAGCCAGGUGAUAUGUUUCUGUCAGCUCAGCAACAGCAGCAGCAACAAAAUCAGCUGAAUCAGCCAGGCAUGCAACAACCAGGACAAGGAUUUGGACAUCACGGCAUUAGCUUGCAGUCGAAUAUCAUUGGCCAGCAACAACAGCAGCAGCAACAGCCGAGCAAUCCGCAAGCACAGGUUAAUUUCCCGCACGCCUCCGCCAACUGGCUCAACAGCGAACAGAGCUCCUACAUGAACAGUCUGCCGAAUGGAUUCGGCGCACCCAGCUUUGACAAGUUCAGCAUCCCGUUGCCACCGGGUUUCCAGGUAGCGGCAGCGGCAGCACUCACCAACAAGCAGAAAACCGAGUGCAUCAACUAAGAAGCCGCGCGACGAGUGACCAUCAAUAUCGUUUGAUUCCUUUUUCGGUAGCAACCCCGGAAGGCCGUAUUUUGCUUGUUGAGGGCGAGAGGCAGAGUUUAUUCGUUUUGUUUAUUAUUAGUUUUACUUUUCUGUGAUCCUAGAUUUUGUUGAGUAGUAGAAUUUGGUAGAAACAUGUUUUGGAUUUAGAAACGAGGAGGUAAAACGAGAUAGAUUCCAUAAAGAAAAACGAUACGAGACUAGGAGAAUAGACAACUCACAAAAGUAAAAGCAUUUGCUCUAGUUUCGAUACGUCAGUCAGUUUGCGUUUAGAUCUCGAAACUUCGUUUGCAGUCGUACUAUUUUCUCUAAAUAAAUCAUAUCAUCGAACAAGUGAUUCCUGAAUUCGAAUCAAAAGGAUCUUCCGGUUCAUCGAUCGAUGAAUUCACACUUCCAUCUGUUGUCUAACUGUUUGAAAUUUCUUUUAUCAAUAACAUUCAAUUUUUUGAAUAGUAUUUGAUCGAAGAUGCUGCGAAGCAAAGUUUCCUUCUUGAUAUUCUUGAUAACGUUACCGUAAGAUAUUACUGGCGGAUUUUUAACGCAAAAAUCAACAAAAGUCUUUUCGAAAUUGGUCCAAGUAUACGCCGUAUUUAUUAAUAAACAAACGAGCAGUAACAAUUUACGAGACAUUUUUUGGAGUCCUAUGAUACCCAGAUCACAAAGACUAUACCAUAGGAAAAAUUGUGAACAGUUCCACGUGAACACUUUUAACAUCACUUAAGUAAAUGAGAGUAGUUUCUUUUCAGUUAAUAAAUCAUCAAUUUUCACGACUACUUCCUGAACGUUCGUGUAUAAAGACACCUAAACAUUUUCAUUUUGCUAUUAAUACUACAUAGCUAACGAACAAUUAAUCGAAAAACAGAAUCUGUCAUUUGGUUUUGGGCCCUUUUGAAAUGUUUACAUCGAGUUGAUUUGAAACAAGAUUCAUGUAUUCUGGUAUAUUUAAAAUGCUGAAUAUGUGUGUUGCAUUCUUGAACGAAUCACAUUUCCAUGAACUGUGUCGUAUUGAAAAUUUCAUAUUUUUUGCUGUGAACUAAAGAAAGGAAACUUGAGUAACCAGAAUUGCUUCAUACUAAACAUUUUGGAGAUCAAAGAAGCGGAAAACGAUUUGACAGUUUAUUUGUAUAUUUUGUCCACAUAAACUGCGAUUUGGAUCCAUUUUUCAACGACUUGGUUUACUAAUUACUUUACAUUUGAUGUUCUUCUUACUCACUUUUGGUUGAGAGUGGAGAAAACAACUGCUACGAACUCCGAUUAGUUUGAUCUGUUACUGAAUCACCGAUAGAAAAAAUAUUCUAUCAACAUGGCUUAGCCCAGAAAGUGGAGGUUUUUUUCCUCAGUGUGUAAUGCCUACUGUGAGACAUAGCACUUUGUUUUCAUAUUUUAAGCAAUUGAAAUAUUAACGGCUUUCAGAUCUUUCUAUCAAUUACGUUACACCAAAACUGUAAAGCAUAGGUUUAAUAUACUGAGAUGAUCUGUUAAAUCGUUUUUGAACAAUAAAAAAAUUAUUGAGAAAAUCUAUAGUAAACAAUGAGAAAGUUUUCUGCUUGAAAGAGAAGAUUUAAACCAAUUUACGCGAUUUUUUUGGUAACGGGCAAUAAGCCUUCUGUCAACAUCCACUAUGAAAAAGGAUUGCAGGCAAAAUAAUAGAUAAAUAGAGCAUCUUUAUCUUCUUUCUUUGACAGCCAGACGGCUUGAUUUCUUCGGCACGAAUAGGUAACAAUCAAUCGGUUUAAAUAGGUCAGUGUUAAGUCAGAUAGGACUAAGCGACCUUUGAUUGGUUUUGAGAAUAAAAUAUUUUAUAUUAAAUGAGUGCAGACAGAUCUUCGCACUCAAAAUGCUUUUCUAAAUGAGGUAAUUUUGUUAGUUCGGAGAGCGUGACACCAGAUAGAAAAUAAUUUUCAUUUUGCAAAUUUUUCCAAAUACUUGCAGGAAAUACGAGCACCUGGCUCAAAUUCUAAAUAUAUCGGAAGUAAUCGUAGAAAACCAGUAAAUUUACAAAAAACCAUCAUUACAGGUGAAUAUAUAAAAAAAAAUAAUUGCGUGAAAUCAAAUCUUGGCACGUAGAUGUUUUACGUGGAACGGUUGUUUCAAUAUGACUUUUAACUUUUCGAAUGAUUUCGAAUCAUUCAACAGACCGAGAAACUGUUACUGACACGAAGCUUUCACGAGAUACAUCGUCCCAUAAUGAUGACUUGCAAGUUUUCAAAAAAAAAACAGUAACGCCAAACAGAGAGCAUGUACUAGAAUGACACGAAAUUAGAAAUUGACCAACUUCUCUUCAUUUGAAAUGUAACAAUUUGUUCAUACAAAGUUGAACCAAAACGAAAAUACUCUAAAGAAUAGUGCAGACAUCUCAAACCAUUGCAUUGUGGUCGCAGUUAUCUGGUCGAGGUCUCUCACCAACAAAAGACAGCUUUUCAGGUAUCUAUUCCUAACACAUUAGAAUACUAAAAUACUUUUUGGCACAAACUUUCUACCCCACAUAACAUAAUUCAGCUGGCAACCAAGACAAAGCUAUUAUACUUUAUUAAACAAUAUGCUAAAACGAUUACGAUUAACACUAGGAAAAAAAUAUUCAAAAAAUCUACUGCAACUACUUAGAGCAAAUCUGAGGUAUUAAGAAGGGAAUCCAAUGAUAUUGGAUAGCAUGAUGAAACAGAAACAAGACACAUACACACUUAUCUAUUAGUGAUCAAUAUCUGACAAAGUAAGCGACGACAUAUAAACGGUCAUAUUGCUAUAUUAUUAUUGUUAUUAUCAUUAUUAUUAUUAUUAUUCAUUAUGAAACACACAAAUACCCAAGCAAAUUUAAUACAUGCUAAACACUCAUCGUACAGCGACUGCAAGAUGGCAUCGCAUGCCGCGCGCUCAUGAUCAACCGGUGUGAGUUCCGUAGUGAUCGUCUCUGAUCUGAUGGAAAAUGACUGCACACGUUAAGGAUGCAAUUUUCUAUUUUCAUUUUAUUAGAAGUGAUCACCGGAGGAACUUAGACAAGCUUCUAUGCUAGUAGAGAAGCAUGAACUAUACCAUUGGCAUAAUAAAGAAAACAAAACACACGCCUUUAUGAGAAAGAAAGACGGUGACGAUGAAAACUAAGUGCUGUUGCUGAAUGUGCAAAAUGGAUGUUAAACAAUUGAGCAAAUGAUUGUGGGGGGGAAUAAAUGAUAAAUUAGAAGCAAACAGAUGCUGUUUCAGGAGGAUCCAAUAGACAAAUGAAGAGUCGAAAACCCCAAGGAAAUGGGAGGAACACAUUAUGACAUGUGAAAGACGAAAUAAAAUAAAAUGCUGUAAAAGAAAUAUUAUGAAAAGAAUCGUGGAAAUUGAAAAUAUACAUGGAAAACGCAUUAACAAAA
This is a messenger RNA of Malaya genurostris, 8263 nucleotides long. RefSeq names its product probable WRKY transcription factor protein 1 (gene Cnot4). Gene Ontology annotation, biological process: protein ubiquitination. The transcript has 15 exons. Bases 810 to 4868 code for a protein of 1352 amino acids. The record is from RefSeq and is a predicted model, not a curated record. Gene Ontology annotation, molecular function: ubiquitin-protein transferase activity; metal ion binding; RNA binding. NCBI's taxonomy places the organism in Eukaryota, Metazoa, Arthropoda, Insecta, Diptera, Culicidae. Gene Ontology annotation, cellular component: CCR4-NOT complex.